Molecule: messenger RNA, 831 nt
Organism: Saccharomyces paradoxus
Lineage: Eukaryota; Fungi; Ascomycota; Saccharomycetes; Saccharomycetales; Saccharomycetaceae
Gene: TOS8
Product: Tos8p
Exons: 1
Coding region: 1-831 (276 amino acids)
Biological process (GO): regulation of DNA-templated transcription
Molecular function (GO): DNA binding
Source: RefSeq, a predicted model, not a curated record
AUGGGUACUAGCAUAGUAAAUCUAAAUCAAAAAAUCGAGUUGCCCCCGAUUCAGGUCUUAUUCGAGUCACUAAACCGGGAAAAUGAACCAAAACCACACUUCGAGGAAUGCAGGUUAUACCAACCUAACCCUUCAUUUGUUCCCAGAACAAACAUAGCAGUCGGUAGUCCAGUUAACCCGGUUCCGGUAUCAUCCCCUGUUUUUUUUAUUGGUCCCUCUCCAGCGAGAGGCGUCCAGAAUACCAAUGCUAUGAUGAGCCAAAACAUACGCCAGUAUCCAGUUGUAUAUAAUAAUAACCGGGAAGUUAUAUCUACAGGUGAGAGAAAUUACGUAAUAACUGUAGGUGGACCUCCAGUAUCUUCUUCGCAGCCUGAGUAUGAGCAUCUUUCAACUUCUAACUACUACCAAGACCAGAGAGUGCCGCAACCCUAUGCUGUAAAUGCGACUACAAUGGUAGGUCGCUAUGCAAAUCCUCAGCCUAUUAGCAUUUCAAGAGGUAAGAUGUUAUCUGGCAACAUAAAUAUAAACACAGUCCACGGAUCUAGUAAGGAGUAUUCCGCAAGAGAAAAGAAGCAUAAGGCCCAUGGUAAAAGAUCUAAUUUACCGAAGGCCACUGUUUCUAUUCUAAAUAAAUGGUUACAUGAGCACGUGAAUAACCCUUACCCAACCGUGCAGGAAAAAAGAGAGCUGCUAGCGAAAACUGGUCUUACUAAACUUCAAAUUUCAAAUUGGUUCAUCAAUGCUAGAAGAAGAAAAAUCUUUUCUGGCCAGAAUGACGCAAAUAAUUACAGAAGAAAAUUCAGCUCUUCCGCAAAUUUAACUAAGCUUUGA